Lithohypha guttulata is the source of this 204-nucleotide messenger RNA. RefSeq lists its product as uncharacterized. Bases 1 to 204 code for a protein of 67 amino acids. Lineage: Eukaryota; Fungi; Ascomycota; Eurotiomycetes; Chaetothyriales; Trichomeriaceae. Gene Ontology annotation, cellular component: mitochondrion. The transcript has 2 exons. The record is from RefSeq and is a predicted model, not a curated record.
AUGACUGUCGUGGAAGCUGUCAAGGAUGCUGUUGGGCUAGGUGACAGCCCAGGUCGAACAGAUAUCCUCAUUCCGAACGUGUCGCUCAGUAUUGUACAGGAUGAAAGGCACAGCUACGAGAAGUGCCAAUACGAAGAGUUCAAACAGCGGGUAAAGAAGAUGGACGAGAUCAGAGCAGCUAAGAAUGGCGCGAGGAGUAACUAG